Messenger RNA from Cuscuta epithymum, 2412 nucleotides. NCBI's taxonomy places the organism in Eukaryota, Viridiplantae, Streptophyta, Magnoliopsida, Solanales, Convolvulaceae. The record is from the annotation of a GenBank genome assembly.
AUAAGGUGUCUUUGGAUAGAUUUUGAAGUCUAUUUUCAUAUUUGAGUGGCCACAGUUCGAGAGGAGAGAGCAAUCAUCCAAAAAUCGAUCUGGAACGAGCAGAGGUCUGUGAACUCGAGCUGUGAGAGUGCUGAGACUGUUUGGUCGAUAUCUCGCGUUUUACCAAUCCAAUUAAGGCGUGUGAGAUACCAAAAGAAAUCUCUCAAGACGAGGAAUCCGUGAAGGUCUGGUUUGCAUCAAUCGGAGUAGAGUAAGGCUUCCAAAUCGUCCGAACAGAACGCGACCUUGCAGGAACGGAUUUACUCUUCUAAGAAACGAGUUAGCCGGAAAACACCCAUUCUAGGGGCUGUUUUCGUACCAACGUUUAGGGGUUGAGCUAGCACCUUGAAGAGGCUGUUUAACACUCAUAUUUGAGCAAGGAAUCAGUUCCAAAUCCACCUUGACCGAAGCUUUGACCAUUGGACCAAGAAGGGAAAGUUUAAAGCUCAAUUGAGGUUGAGGCUAGAGCUUGCAUCCUGUGCUCGUUGAUCGGGCGAUUCCUCGGAGAGAAGACUUGAAAUGGACCGUGGUGGCAGGAUUACUAGGAGAAACCCGACUGGCCGUGUACCAGUGGAGACUGGACUGGGCAGUCGAAGGACCUCUAGAGCAUCUGGAGGAGCUGGCCGUGGAGGCCGAUCACAGACCGUGAGCGACGGUCAUGUGAGCACCGAAAACGAGAGCUACUGGUCCUAUGAGGACUCGACCUAUCGGCCGGAAACAGAGCCGGUUGAAACCCCUUAUGAAGGGGAUGACGAUGACGCAAGUGAUGAGGAGGACAACGGCUCCUUAGCGCGGAUUGAGGCAUUACUCCAACAAUAUCACCGUGAGCGUGAAGAGAGGAGGGAACGCCGAAGGCGCCGGGCUGGGCAACCUUCGGGCAUGGCUUCACGAGGAGGAAGUCAUGGUGCAUCUAGAGUCCAUGUGGAACCACGUGGAGGCCAAAAUGAUGGAGGUCCAACCAUAAGGAUCUCCAAAUACAUCAAAGAAGCAAGAGAUUUGGGGUGCAAACCCUUUGAUGGAGCAGGGGACAUUUCAGUGGCAGCACAAUGGAUCAAGAGCCUAAAUGAAGCAGCCCUUGACAUGCAAAUCGCGCCGAAUCUCAAACUGAGAAUUGCGGUAAGAUUGCUCGAGGGGAUGGCAUCCAAGUGGUGGGAUGGAACCAAGAACAAGUACGGUGAGACCGUCGUUUGGGAGGACUUCCAACGGGAGUUCUUUGCCCAAUACUAUUCUGAUUUCGAGGUGAAUAAGAAGGUGAGGGAAUACACCCUCCUAACCCAAGGGGGUAACAUGUCAGUGAAGGAGCUGGAGUACAAGUUCCGGGAUCUCGCCGACUACAUACCGGAGUAUGCUUGUGACGAGAACCGCAUGGUAAACCACUUUUGGGACGCUCUUGACUUGGAGAUACGUGAUAGGGCAACGCAAUUGCCUAAUAUGACUUUCGCCCAAGUGGUUGACCAAGCGUUGAAAGGGGAGAAACAGUGGGAGGAACGGAAGAAGAGAGACGCCGAGGAGGCGAAAAAGAGAAAAUGGGAGAGUCAUGGCUCCCAAGGUUCCAACAAAAAGGGGAACCAUGGAGGAGGAUCUUUCCGGGCACCACCACCACCGUCUAGGGGGAACCAAGGCCCGAGUGGGCAAGGCUCGAGGUCACAAACCUCGGUGGUGACUCGUUGCAACAAUUGCAAGAAGAACCACUCCGGUAAAUGUCGCGACCCCCCUAGAUGCUUUCAAUGUGGGGAUGCCGGGCAUUUGAAGGCACAUUGCCCACAACUGGGCGGGGCAAGGACAUCGGGACCAAGUAAUGGCCCGACGGGUACACGGAAUCAACCCGGGGCUUCUCAAGCAAGCCGGGGACAUGGGGGAGCAAGCACGAGUAAUGUGCCAUCCGUGAACCAAGGAAGGACCCAGGCUAGGGUCUACGCAAUGACGGAGGCGGAUGCUCAAGCUAACCCGGAUUCCGUUGCAGGUUGAGGCUAGAGCUUGCAUCCUGUGCUCGUUGAUCGGGCGAUUCCUCGGAGAGAAGACUUGGUUCGUGCUUCCUCCGUUCUAUUUGAAACAUUAUUAAAUUUGCUCAUGGAUAUUUUACUAUAGAGCCUGCGUGCUCAUGAACAGCCCUGUGUGGCUCUUUUGUUUUAAAUAAUGUUUUCCGCUGCGUUAUGAAUUACUUAUUAUGUUUGUUUAUGGAUGUAUAUGUGUGAAUGAUAUUCAAGACGCCUUGUAUAAUAUGAAUGUGUUGGACUGCGGUUGACUAUUCAUAUUGUACGGCGGGUUGUUGACGUGUCCGGAUAGGUCCGGGGCGUGACAAUACUAAUGAGCAUGUUGUGACCACUUGAAAUGAACACGUCAUCACUCAAGAAAAUGAUAAUUUGUUAGAAG